Molecule: messenger RNA, 1560 nt
Organism: Fusarium verticillioides 7600
Lineage: Eukaryota; Fungi; Ascomycota; Sordariomycetes; Hypocreales; Nectriaceae
Product: aldehyde dehydrogenase (NAD+)
Exons: 4
Coding region: 1-1560 (519 amino acids)
Biological process (GO): aldehyde metabolic process
Cellular component (GO): cytoplasm
Molecular function (GO): aldehyde dehydrogenase (NAD+) activity
Source: RefSeq, a predicted model, not a curated record
AUGUCCAAAGAAAUCACAUCCCCGCGACCCUAUACCUCCGAGACAGAAUGUCUUCAAUACCACUCCCAGCUUUUCAAGACCUUCGCUACCGGAAAGACGAAAAGUAUCAAAUGGCGAAAAUGGCAGCUUAAGCAAAUGUGGUGGAUGCUCGUCGACAACGAAAAGGCCAUUGCCGAAGCACUAGCAGUUGAUCUCGGACGCCACGAGUUCGAAGCCCUGACAUCAGAUCUUCAUGGCUUAAAGGCCGAUAUCCUCGAACACCUGAACCAUGUGGAAGAAUGGGCUGCUGAUGAGCCAGUGUCUUCCGCUGGAUUCCUUAUGGGAACACUGGGAAAAGCGCGCAUCCGAAAGGAGCCUCUUGGUGUCGUUUUGGUCAUCGGAGCAUGGAACUUUCCGUUCCUGCUUACGUUGCAGCCCGUUAUUGCUGCUAUAACCGCCGGUUGCUGUGUUGUUGUCAAACCAUCUGAGUUAUCAGUUGCUUCUCAGAACCUCAUGCAAGAUCUUGUAGGACGGUAUCUUGACCCAGAAGCCAUUAGACUCGUCACAGGAGGACCGCAGGAAACAACAAAACUGCUCGAACUCAAGUUCAAUCACAUCUUCUUCACUGGCUCAACAAAGGUGGCGAAAUAUGUUGCUGCAGCUGCAGCGAAGCACCUCACCCCGACAGUUUUGGAACUCGGUGGUCAGGGGCCAGCGAUAGUGACUGCGAAAGCUGACCUUGAUCUUGCGGCUAAGCGUAUUGCCUACGCCAAGUUUCUUAACGCAGGGCAGAUAUGUCUCUCAGUUAACCACGUUUUCGUCGAUCCAGAGGUUCACGAUGCUUUUGUGCAGAGAUUGCAUCACUGGACUCAGCAAUUCUCUGGUGGAGAGUCAAGCCAUAUGUGCAAGAUCGUCAAUAAGCGCAACUUUGAACGCUUAUCGGGCUUAUUGGAGAAGACUUCUGGAAAGGUGUUUCAAGCUUCUGGAAAGGGAGGGGACAAUAUGCUGAGCCCAACUGUUGUUACAGACGUGAGCGUAGAUGAUUCGCUUUUAAGUGAGGAGUUGUUUGGUCCCAUUUGUCCAGUCAUCAAAGCGACGUACAAGGGUGCGGUUCGCCAGACCAAUAGUGGUCCUCAUCCUCUCGCGAUCUAUAUCUUCAGUUCAGACCGAUCAGAAAUCAACUAUGUUCUGCAAAAUACCAUCUCGGGCGGCGUCACCAUCAACGAUGUUCUAAUGCACUAUGGCGUACCAGGCGCACCAUUCGGCGGUGUAGGUGAUUCAGGCCAAGGUUACUAUCACGGCAAAUACGGGUUCAUGGCCUUUACCCACCAGAGGACUAUCUUGGAGAUGCCAACUUGGAUGGAUAAGCUCAUGGCAUUUCGAUAUCCUCCUUUUGAUAUGAAGAACAUGAGCAACUUUGUAGUCAAGAACAACUUGGGAUUCCGUCGAGGAGAGACGAUGGAGGAUCAGGUGGUCGGGGGUAGUCGAUCAUGGCUUUGGGCAGCAACUGGAGUCUUGGUCGCUUCUGCGAUUGGAGUCGUUGUGAAGAACCGUCAGAACGUUCAUGAACUAUUUUUGUAA